AGUAACUCACCAAAGUGCCUGCAACAAUGAAGGUCCAAGUUAUAUCAAGAGAGAUCAUUAAACCCUCAGUACCAACACCUCCACAUCUAAAAAAUUUCAAGCUUUCACUUCUUGACCAACUUCUCCCUCCAUCUUAUGUUCCCAUAAUACUUUUCUACCCGGCUAGCGCUGAUCACGAACCCAUCAAUACUAUUUGUCUUCAGAGUAGUAAAUCUGAACUACUCAAAAAAUCACUAUCGGAAACUCUAACGCAGUUUUACCCCGUUACUGGUAGAAUAAAAGAUAACGUCUUAAUUGAUUGUAACGAUCAAGGUGUAGACUAUAUCGAAGCGAAAGUGGAUGGUUUAAUGUCUGAUUUUAUGAGUGUAGACGUAGUUCAUCAACUUCAUCCGUCGCAUAUUAUGCUAGAUGAUGUAGCUAAAGAAGCACAAUUAGCAGUUCAAGUCAACAUGUUUGAUUGUGGUGGAGUAGCCAUCAGUAUUAGUACGUCGCACAAGAUAAUUGAUGGAUGUACAGCAAUAACAUUUAUCUGCAGCUGGGCAGCUACCACUCGUGAAGCACCAAAACAAGAAAUUAUGUAUCCAACCUUUGACUCGGCGGAUAUCUUCCCGGCCUUACCACCAGGUGUGCAAGUAUCGACACUCGAGUCAGAUGAUUCUAUCCAUGGCGAGAACGUCGUUACGAAAGUGUUUGUAUUUACUGCUUCUAAGAUUGCUGCUCUUCGUGCACGGAUCUCUGAGUUAAGAAGUAGUAGUGGCUUAUCUAAAUAUCCGACUCGUGCCGAAGCUCUGUCAGCUUUGAUAUGGAAGUCGUUCAUCAAUACUAGUAGAGUGAAAGCUUCCCGCAACCACGCCCUCUCAGCAGCAUCAACAAAACCCAUCAUCAGAUCUAUAGCAAACUAUGCUGUAAAUUUGCGAACAAGGUUGAAUCCACCAUUGCCUCAAGUAUCAUUUGGCAAUAUUAUCAUGGAUGCAACAGCCGAGUCAACCACAACAAUUGAUCACGAAGAGGCUACUCCAGGGUUCAUUGAAACGUUAGAUAGGUUGAUAAGCGAGCUGAGACUAGGGAUAAGUAAGAUCAACGACGAUUACAUAAGGAAGUUACAAGAAGGUGAUGUUGAAUUCUUAAAAUCACUUGAUAAAGCCUCUCAUCAGCCAAACGGUCAAAAAAAUGGUGAGAAAGUUCAGAUUUGUUGGAUAAGUAGUUUAUGCAGAUUUCCGUUUUAUGAGAUUGAUUUCGGGUGGGGAAAACCAUCAUGGGUAGCUCUAAAUACAAAUGGAGAAUAUAAGAACUCUCUUUUUCUGAUGGAUGCAAAAUGUGGUACAGGUAUAGAAGCAUGGGUUAGUUUAGAAAAGGAAGACAUGGCCCUAUUUGAGGAAGAUCAAGAUCUUCUCCAAUAUGUUAAAACUAUUAACUAAACUUGCAUAACUUCAAUUCUAACCAUGUGUGUUUCUCUAGUCCAAUCUGGCUGCUUCUGUUUUUCCCUUUUUCUUUGCUAUUUGGUUUUAUGUUGUCGGAAUAUGUUCUUGUCAUUUUGUUGGAGUAUGCCUGUUGGAGAAUAAAUAAAAAAUAAGUGAGUGAAGACAA
Messenger RNA from Papaver somniferum (opium poppy), 1587 nucleotides. Its product is annotated as salutaridinol 7-O-acetyltransferase-like. The transcript has a single exon. NCBI's taxonomy places the organism in Eukaryota, Viridiplantae, Streptophyta, Magnoliopsida, Ranunculales, Papaveraceae. Bases 27 to 1418 code for a protein of 463 amino acids. The record is from RefSeq and is a predicted model, not a curated record.